GGCCCUAGGGUAUGCUGUGUUUCUGCAGUCUGCUGCAAUUUUUCCUCUGAGUUAAUCUGUCAAUAUUUUCUGCUAAUGCAGAUGUAGAUUUGUUUUGUGGCGCUAUGUAGGUACUUGUCCAAAAUCAUUUGUUCAGCCUCAUCUCUGCGUGCAUCUGCAACAUGAACCUUUUCUUUUAUUCACAUCAUCUCAUUUGAUUCUUCCCAGGCCUCUCACUGCGAGAUGCAUAAAAUAAGCAUGAGGGAAUCUCAGCCUCUUUUCAUCAAGCGAAUCCCACAGAGCCUCCCAUAGAUGUGCUAUUCCUCUCUCCUGCUGCCUCUGUCUUUCAUCUGCACACGUGAAAGAAGCAGUUACGCAAAUCCCUCUCUGUGACAUUAACUGGAAAACCUGUUUGCUUUUGAUUUCCUCGGCUUCUGAAGGACAACCACAUCAGGAAGAAAACUACUUCCUGGGUCACCAUAGAAAGCAUUAUUCUUCAGAAAGAGGGAAUGAAGGGGCAGAGUUUAGAGCAGAGGUCUGACAUCUCCUUCCUGUUUGCAAAGUAAAGUGAAACAAAACAAAAAACAAACAAAAAAAACAUGAAAAAAUUAAAUAUCGGGAAAAUGGCUCUAAAAAACUCCCGUAAGCAUCACAAAAAAAGUUCCCUUCAGGAGCAGAAGGAGGACCUGCGGAAGCGCCUGUCCUACACCACCCACAAGCUGGAGCUCCUGGAGUCUGAGUGCGACGCCACCCGGCAGUAUCUGGAGACCGAGCUGCGGCGGGCGCAGGAGGAGCUGGAGAAACUCACAGAGAAGCUUCACCGGAUCCAGAACAGCUAUUCGACCUUACAGAGGAUUAAUCAGGAUCUGGAAGAACAAAUCCACCGGACGUCACAGCGAGACGAUGAUGACAAGAGAGCUCUGAGUCACGAGAUCAUUGUUCUGAAUAAUCACCUUAUGGAAGCCAAGAUAACCAUCGAUAAACUCCGGGAGGAUAAUGACCUCUACAGGAAAGACUGCAAUGUGGCUGCUCAGCUGCUUCAGUGUAGCAAAUCCCAUUUCAGAAGCCACAAACUCUCAGAGUUACCGAGUGAAUUUCAGGAGCGAGUGAGCACCCACAUGGAGAAGCAUGGCUGUGGCAUCUCAUUGCCUCUCUAUAACUCUCCCUACUCUGACAGUGUUCCUAUUUCUGUUAUCGCCAAGCUCCUGGAAAAGCCAGCACCCAACAGCAUGCCUGGUUCACACACUUCCAGCCCACAGUCCAGGGAGGGGAACUUUGCACACAACAACAUGGGGAGCGCAGAGAAGCUGAACCGGAGAAGCGCGUACAAGUCAGACCUGUACUGCAGCGACACAGCCCUGUACUGCCCCGACGAGCGGAUGAGGGAGAGGAGGCAGAGUGUGGACCUGCAUGUCAGGGACCCUGAGAGGUUCCGGCCACAGAACUCCACAGACAGCACCACCGAGGAGGACGGCUUCCAGUCGAGCUUCUCACAUGAGCCCUUCAACGAGUUCACCCCCUCCCUGCCCGCCUCCAGCUCUUACUCCAGCUUCAGCGCACAGUCCGACGAGAAGGGCCACGGCGCAAGCAGCACCCUCUCCUCGCCCCACCAAGCCCUUUACAUGGACUGGAGGGAUGAGAACUAUGACAGGAAGAGCAGCUCGUCCUACGAGAAGGACAGCCCCGGCUUCCCCAAGUCCAGGAGUUUCCAGCACAUGGCGCAGGGCCACCAGAACGACUCCUCACCCGUUUACACCAGGACUGUCCCCACAUGCUUCACCGAGCCUUUCCACUCCCCGAGCGCGGCCUCCCCCCACCCCCUCUAUGCUGACAGCAGGAGCCCCGUCCACAUCCCCGAGGAGGACCUGUCUGGACGCUGGAGGCAGCUGAGCGUGGAGGACGUCAACGCAUAUUCUUACAGGAACCCAGGCAGGGUCUCACCCUACAGCUUCUCGGAGCAGCACUUCGCAAUCAGACCGGCUAAGAGCAAGCUGGGCCACCUCUACAGCAGCUUCCAAGAAGGAGAAGAUGUGUAUCAGAGCCGGAUCAUGGACCCUGCCUGCUUCAUGCCAACAAGCCCCAACCUGGAGCGCGAAACAGGUCUCCGGUCACAGGAGAAGAUGCAGAUGUACAGACAGAAGGAGGAUGACCAGAAGUCUGAAAGGAGCUUGUUUCACGGGAGCUCAAAGGAUAAAGGCAGCACCAACAGUGUGAAAAAGGAAUAUGUCGACGUGAGCCCAAACAGCUCAGCUGAAUCAUUAAACCAAAGUUCACUGGAGGCUUUGGAUCUCCAGCACUACACCAUGGAGCACGAGCCCCCUUCCGCUCUGAGACAGAAACCUCCGCACUACCAAAGAUUUGGCACCACAGGACUUUGCAGGAAGGACAGUCUCACAAAGGCACAGCUGUAUGGGACACUGCUGAAUUAAAGCACUGAGCUUCUUAUACAGAGCAAGUGGUUUGAAUCCGUGCUUUAAGCUGCAGAGAACCCAAGAGUUAGGGGAAAUCGUUAAGUGGCAUAAUAUAAUUCCAGAGAUCGUGUAACCUGGAGAAUUGACACCUGCAGAUCUGGAGCUGUUUAAGGGAACCAAGCGCAUGUGGUGAUGGCAGUGUGGUUUGAAAUGACACACACAACACGCACACACCUAACAAAGCACGCUCCCCGUAACCCAGAGGCUGGGGCACUGGCAGCUCUUCACCAUCACUGCUCAGUCUUCAUUUUGAGCAGAUCUCAUUUUCUUCAGAGAUGCUUAAGUCUGUGCGUUCAAAUAAUUUGUGUUUUUUACAGAGGUACUGUUAGGGCUGAACCAGUGCAAUUGAGGGGUAACAGAUACCCCACUGAUGCUGCAGCUGAUGUAACUUUCUGAAUUUCUUCAUUGAGCAUUCCUGGCAUUCCCAGUUCAGCUUUUAUUUUUGAAUGCUCUGUACAGAAAAGGUUUUAUUAGGAGAAACACAAGGGGCGUGUUGGGCAUUGUGAAAGCAAUAACAUCGAUGUUAUAAAAGAAACUAAGGGCACAGUUACAAUGCAAACAAUGGAGCCAGCUUUAAAACAAACGACUGUUACACAAUAUAUUAGGCAUGUGCAGAAGAUUCAGACGUGCCUUCCUUUUAAAAUAAAGCAAAAGGUUAACAACUUAAACACCUUAAAUGAAGGUUCCAUUCAGUCCCAUUCUUUCACAUCCCUAAUAUAUGAUACACUGCCCAUCCACAUUUCGGAAACAGUAGCUGAACAGAGGGAUCUUGUGGGAGUAUUUUAAAUACACACCAGGGCUUCAGUCCAGUAUGAACAACACUGCGGUGGACUUCAUUAACCCCUUCAUUGCUCUUCACUGAGAUUCAUUAGACAGGCACGUUGCUCAUUCCACCCUCUCUGUACAUUCUGUCUCAGCUUCAGUUGGUCAGCACAGCCCGUCAGUUCUGCUCCUGAUUCCAAAUGUUACGACAGGUGGUGUAAAUAAAUGUAUAAAUGUCUUCGGAUUUUAGGCAGGCCAUGAUUAUCUUCGUUCUUUUUUUUUUUGGUGUAUAUUAUUGAGGAUAUCUGCAUGGGUCUUCUCCAGAUACUUGACUGAUGUAGGUACCUGGCUAUGAUGAUGUGUUUUUUUUCUCUCACUGUGCUGUUUUCUGCAAUGCCUCCGUGUAAUACUGCAGAUCAAACCAUGGUUCUCUGACCGGGUCUCCUGUAAAGCCUUUUGUGCAUGACAUCGAUUCACAGUGGAAACGGAGCACGGCCCCUCCCUACACGGGCCUCGCUGUCACUGCUUCCCUGAGAAUCGACGACCCAGCUGUGCAUCACAUGACCUCAUCGAUUCACAGUGGAAACGGAGCACUGUUGCUGCUUCUCCACAAGGCAUCUCAUCAAUCCAUGUCACCUUAAAGAGCACAGGGGUCAGUAGUGGCUUUAUACACUCGAGAGGAGCUGAUGACCCCGCAACGUAAAGAUAGUUUCUCAUAGACAGUGAAAACCUUUUCUUGUGUGUGUGUAUGUGUGGGUGUGAGUGUGUGUGUGUGUGUGAGUGUGUGUGAG
Molecule: messenger RNA, 4003 nt
Organism: Acipenser ruthenus (sterlet)
Lineage: Eukaryota; Metazoa; Chordata; Actinopteri; Acipenseriformes; Acipenseridae
Product: brain-enriched guanylate kinase-associated protein-like
Exons: 8
Coding region: 579-2408 (609 amino acids)
Cellular component (GO): synapse
Source: RefSeq, a predicted model, not a curated record